Molecule: messenger RNA, 585 nt
Organism: Rotaria sordida
Lineage: Eukaryota; Metazoa; Rotifera; Eurotatoria; Philodinida; Philodinidae
Source: the annotation of a GenBank genome assembly
AUGUCUGAAAAAAUGGAUAUAAAAAAUUGGGAAGAUUUUCUUGAAAAAGCACAACCAGGAGAUAUGAUACAAUUUGUUCGAAGUGUUUAUAGUCAUUGGGCAAUUUAUAUUGGUGAUAAUGAAGUCAUUCAUCGAUGGGGUGAUAAUGAUGGUGUUGGACAAUCAAUUGGUAUAUGGGGAAAUAUAACAACUAUUUCUGGUGUACAAUUUAAUAAAGCUAAAAUAAUUAAAUCAAAUAUCUCUGAUGUAUUGAAAUAUGGUGGCAAAGUUUGUGUUAAUAAUUAUCUCGAUUCAACAUGGAAACCAUUACCUGUAGCAAUUAUUCUUGCAAAAGCUCAUAGUGUUACUGAUCAAGAAGGUUAUAAUGUAUUAUAUAGUAAUUGUGAACAUUUUGCUACUGAUUGUCGUUAUGGUCAAGCAAGUUCUCGUCAAGUACAAGUAGCAGUUGGAGGAUCAAUCGUAGCUGGAAUAUUCAUUGGAGUUGUACUUGCUGCUGGUGCUUACCUCAUAAGUGAUUCUUCAAAGAAUAAAGAAGAAGAAAAAAAUAAUGAGAAAGCAAUAAAAAAUAGAAUGACUAAACAUUGA